Messenger RNA from Fusarium venenatum, 240 nucleotides. The record is from RefSeq and is a predicted model, not a curated record. NCBI's taxonomy places the organism in Eukaryota, Fungi, Ascomycota, Sordariomycetes, Hypocreales, Nectriaceae.
AUGGCCGUGAUUAUCUUUUGGUGUUUUGCAUAUUCUAGACAAGCCUCGUGGGGCCACAACCGCCUUAUCGCAGACACAGACCCUUGGCGAAAUAAGACAAGACGAAAGACAGAGACACAGACAUUCAUGUCUGCUACCCUGAUCGUCGUUGAUGAUCUCCGCAACGAUAAUACCACAGAAUCUUAUGAUGAAAGUCACUACCUCACCGACGUUACCAUGGGUGGGAAGCUGUAUCAGUGA